UUCCCGGACUUCAAAUCUGACGUCCCUGUUUUCUUCGUCUCUUUAUUUUUACUUUUCUCCCCGGACAAGCGUUUCCCCCUUCACUCAGCUUCCUUACAGUCUGAAGGUGCAUAGCAGAGAAACAAGGCACUCCCUACCUCAGGGUUGUCGAGAUCGGUACUUCCACUACGCCAGGUACCGACCACGCGGCACUGAAGCUACCCAAGGUACCAAGGUGUGCUGGCUGGUGACUUCCCAUCACGCAUAAGCCCCCCCCAGGCUGUCCUUAUCUCUCUCCCGCCUCCACCCAAACAUCCAACACAUCUCAACCAACCCCGGACCAACCCAGGCCCAAAAAAAUAAACGCAGAAAAAGGGGAGACAGAAGCAGGAAAAACCACACACCCACAGGCAACGAAGUAGCAUCAGACGCCCCGUCCCAGCUCUGGCGUCCCUGUUCCUCGCAUAAACCACACACACACAGCCUACGUAACCAUACGCCCUUUCUCUCUACAGUUAGAUGGCGGUCGAGGCAUAAGCCUUGCGGUCUGCUCGACACCGGUUCCCUCUCCUCUAGUGCCUCUGUACAGCACCUGCUUCGCUUUUGAAUAAAGACCUUCGCACCCAAGUCGCUACACGAGUGCAUUCUGGCGGGGAGAGCGAAAACAAUCCAGGGCAGCAGAACGAGACCGAGACUGAAACCCUCGCAACAACUCGUGGCCCUCAAAUGACGUUGACAAGUCGAGAGUAUCUCAUCCUUGCCUCCAUCAUCACAUAGAUACGGAAUCUUCCGACUGGCGAGGCCAGCAGUCUAUUUUCCAGAUAGCCUACUGUCGCUCUGGGCCUUGAUUCCGCCGCCACCGUCAGCUUGCCUUCACCUCGGCCGUCUCAGCCGGGUUCUCAGCCUUCUGUGCCGCCAGCCACCUUGCCCGCACUUCCCAGGCAAGGUCGACGCGGAGCCCGCCGGCCGCUACGGGGUCAAGAUAAACAACCGGGCGCACCCUCGACCCUGGCUUGACCAACCCUGGGGAGUGAAUCGGAAAUACAAAGCUCACUGCUAUCUGCGUUGGCCGUUUUACCACGGCUUAUCAUCUGGGGUCAGACUCGACCAUUUGACAUCAAAAUACAUACGAAAUACCUUCCCUCAGGCCGCAAACCUGGCCCUUCACUAAGCGCCGAGCACGUACUCGGCCGUCAACCUUCCGUGAACAUCACUCCUAGCAAAUCUGUGGAGCGCCCCUUAUCGGCCAACCAUCUCCGUAUUCAUCUGCUCGGUUGAUACCCCUCUCAGGCCUGCCCGACCUGGCCUGUUCGUCACCGCAGCGCGUGGGGCCUUCUAGUAUCGGCAAACCUCUUGGGACAUUUCCUCCUGCCACCGCGGCCUUCUUUGGAUUGCUCCUGCCUGCGCCUCGUCUGGGCUGACACCAUCCAAACGUAACGGUUUUACCGGUACCGUAGCGGUCACGCGCCCGCUUGUACCUCUCCAGCCUGCAUUCGGAGCAGCAGUACCUUCGUCCCCCUGUUUCGCCUUACGAAUCUCUUACUCUAGCCUCGGUGACCCCCAUCCCACUUAUCACCAGGACACCAUACAUCCUCUGCCUGUUCUCAGCAGAGCGUACCACGCCCAGCACGGGCGCCGGCGACGGCACUUCCCACACCCGCCCUGCUGCGACGCACCUUGACUGACAUCAUGUCCACGCCUAUCGCCGUCGCAAGGACGGCUCCCAUCCCUAUUGCCCCCAAGCCCUCACGGCAGCCCCCCAGCCGCCAAGGGAGCACCAUCCUCGACGCCUAUCCGCACAGCAUGAGCGGCCUGACAUCCCCCGGCUCCGAUUCACCGCUCAGCGUGCAGCCGGCCAUGCCCUGUGACGCAUGCUUGCGCCGCCGCAUCAAGUGCAUCAUGAGCGAAGACGAUGACGACAGCAGCUGCAUAUCAUGUCAAGCAACCCGCCUCGACUGCUCACUCGCCGAAAGUCCCCAGCCGCGGAAGCGCAAACUAAACGGUGAUCUCGAAGUCAGCCAUAGUAAAAGAAGCUCGCCAGGACAGUCCGAUAACCGAAGACGGCAACAACACCAGGCCAGCCUUUCCAGCACCGCUGCCAGCAGCUCGCUGAUAGAGGAGAUGGCCAAUUUCGGCGGCCCAACCUUGCUGAAGCGAAGCCUAGGGCUCCAGAAGGAUCGCUACAGCCAGUACAUUGGGCCGACGACCGACUUCGAGCCGUCACUUAUCAACCUCUCCCCCUUCGAUCCGCACGACGAGAGCCUGCUGGCCAGGGGCACGUUGCGCAAAGUCAGCGAACACGACACCUUCCUACUUCUUCCCGACUACAACACACCCGGUCACGAACACCAGACCGAGGAUGUCGACGAGAUCGAGAGGCUCGUGGCGCCGCACGGCCGACGACUAGUCGACCUGUACUUCCGCGUCGUGCACCCGGGCUUCCCCAUAAUUCAGAAGACGGUUUUUUAUGAGAAGUAUGAGCGGGACCGCCAUGAGUUCUCCCCUCCGUUGCUGGCCGCCAUGUACAUUCUGGCUAUCAACUGGUGGGAUCACGACGAGGAGCUGGCUCCGCUGCCCCGUCCCAACGUGCGCGAACUGGAGCGGCUAGUGCGUGUGACACUCGUCGACGCCAUGUACCGGCCCAAGCUGUCGACGGUGCAGGCAGGGCUGCUUUUGUCCCAACGGCCCGAGGGCGACCAGUGGGCACCGACGGCACAGCUUGUGGCCAUCGCGCAGGAGCUCGGCCUACACCUCGACGCGUCAGGUUGGAAGAUACCCGCCUGGGAGAAGGGCUUGCGCAAGAGGCUCGCCUGGGCAUUGUACAUGCAGGACAAGUGGGGUGCCCUUGUCCACGGCCGGCCGUCACACAUCUUUGCGUCCAACUGGGCCGUGCCGCAGCUGACACCCAACGACUUUCCCGAGGGCGAGUGGGACGACGAAGACGACACCGACGACCAGGCUGAGAUGGAGCGCGGCCGCAUCGUCUUCGCUCAGAUGGUGCAGUUGUCGCAGAUCCUGGCCGAGACGCUCGAGACCUUCUACACGCUCCAGGCGAUGCAGAACGUGACCAACGCCGGCGUCCAGGGCACGCACCUCGUGCUCUCGCUGGCCAAGCCGAUCCAGAUCAAGCUCAAGGAGUGGCAUAGCUCGCUGCCGGCCGCGGUCCGCAUGGACUCAAGUAGCGGUAGUGCGUCCUCGGCGUCGCUGACGUCCUUGUCCGCCGGGCUCAGCGGCGGCAGCGCAGGGCGGCUCACGAGCAUAGGCUACCUGCACCUUGCCUACUUCGCGACCGAGAUAACGCUCCACCGGCGCAUAAUAAGAUCUCUGGCGGCCACCGAGGAGAUGGCGGCGCAGGCGGCGGGAGGAGGGGCCGGUGGCACUGGGCCGGUGGCGGCGUCGCCGGGAGCCGGGGACCCGUACGUGCAGCACAUCUGCCGCAACGCGGCCAAGGCGCGGCUCAUCUCGGCCAUGGACUUUGUCAACCGGCUGACGCCCAGCCACCUGCGGGCCUUCUGGUACUUUGCCUCCAAGACUAACUUUGCCCUCAUCGGCACGUUCGGGUCGCUCCUGUGGGCCACGUCGCCCGGGCGCGAGGAGGGCGACUGGUACAGGCGGCGGCUGGGCGAGUACCGCUGGACGCUGUCGGUAAGCUCCAAGCCCGGAGAGGGCAAGGGGCUGACCGAGUUCGCCAUGGGUAUGCUCGACAUCAGCACGGGCCUGCUCAAGAAGCUGCCCGAGAAGCCGUCCCUCAGCAGGAGUGCGUCGGCCGCCGACAUUGACGGGGUCCGCCACCAGAGCCUGCUGGCCCUAGGGACCGGUGUCAGCGGGAGGGGCCCGCCGGGAGGCGUCCCCGUCCCAGGCUCCUCGGUCGGGGGCUCGAGGAUGAUGAUGGAUACGAGCAUGGGUAUGGGGAUGGGAAUGGGUAUGGGCUUGGGCGUCGGGGGCUCAACGUUUGGAGCCUUUAACGGGAUGCGGGGCGUCGAUAUGAGUGGCAUGCAGAGCCCCGGCAGCCAGAGCGGAGACGGCGACGGCGACGGCGACAUGGAUGCAGAUGGCGACGGCGACGAGAGCAGCGACGACGAGGGCAUGUACGGCAUGUUCCCGACCUCUGGAAUGGCUUCGAUGGCGAACUGAUAUACCUGCGUUUCGACGGUGGGCGCGCUGAUUUGGAGUAUACUUACCAUUUAAAGCCCGCGGCCCCGAGAUUGGCCAUCAGAACUGGCUUGGACGGGGAUCCACGGUACGGGGUUUCUGCUCAUGAAAAAGGGAAGGAAUUAUGAAUAGGAGAGAGGAGGAUUUUACGAGGUCUGAUGUUUUCUAUCAUGUAUUCUUGGAAGCGGGCACGCAAUAUCGAUUGCGAUGGGUGGCGUUAUGGGAUUGCAUCAUCGCCCGGAUGAUGUAAGUAUUUGGUGGUUUUGUUUUUAUGCUCAACGCUUGGCCUGGAACCCUUGUCCUACCUGAACUGUGAACCCCCUUGACAGUCGUACAAGAUGAUACAAAAUUUCGGGCAAUUUUCCUGCACGAGGUUACCUGGUUCGGACACAUCCUAUGUCGUUAGAAUUAGUGCCCAGAUACCUGAAUUUUGUCGCGUAGGCCAUUCUGGAACAUAAUAGGGAGUCGGGAAGGCGUUAAAUCCGUUGUAUCUUAAACCAAGGACAAGGAAAUCAUGUAUGUUUGGGUCCGGAUCGGUGGUGGGUGAUAUUGCCACCUGAAGUUAUCAUCGACAUUUGGGAAGUGUUUUGCGUUCCAUCAAGAAUCAUGAAGGCUUUUGGACUCCUGGAGGAAAGUAAUAAUGAUAUAAUGGGCAGGUGGGUAGGUCGGUAGGCAGUCUACUA
This is a messenger RNA of Gaeumannomyces tritici R3-111a-1, 4814 nucleotides long. RefSeq names its product transcriptional activator protein DAL81. The transcript has 3 exons. NCBI's taxonomy places the organism in Eukaryota, Fungi, Ascomycota, Sordariomycetes, Magnaporthales, Magnaporthaceae. Bases 1669 to 4113 code for a protein of 814 amino acids. The record is from RefSeq and is a predicted model, not a curated record. Gene Ontology annotation, cellular component: nucleus. Gene Ontology annotation, molecular function: DNA binding; DNA-binding transcription factor activity, RNA polymerase II-specific; zinc ion binding. Gene Ontology annotation, biological process: DNA-templated transcription.